Molecule: messenger RNA, 1698 nt
Organism: Lottia gigantea (owl limpet)
Lineage: Eukaryota; Metazoa; Mollusca; Gastropoda; Lottiidae
Exons: 16
Biological process (GO): galactosylceramide catabolic process
Cellular component (GO): lysosome
Molecular function (GO): galactosylceramidase activity
Source: RefSeq, a predicted model, not a curated record
UAUUAUGUAGAUGAUAGUGAAGGAUUAGGACGGAGGUUUGAUGGAGUAGGGGGACUAAGCGGAGGUGGUGCGACAUCGAAAUUGCUAGUCAACUAUCCAGAACAACAACGUAAUGAAAUCCUGGAUUACUUGUUUAAACCAAAUUUUGCAGCAUCUUUGCAAAUAUUGAAAGUUGAAAUAGGUGGAGAUGCUCAAAGCACAGAUGGAUCAGAAGCAUCACAUAUGCAUUACCCCUGGGAUUUAAAUUUUAACCGAGGUUAUCAAUGGUGGAUGAUGAAGGAAGCUAAAAAGAGAAACCCUGAAAUAAAGUUUUAUGGUUUACCAUGGGGAUUCCCAGGUUGGGUUGGUGGUGGUACACAAAGUCCGUAUACAUAUCCUAAUAUCACGACUAGCUAUAUCUCUAAAUGGAUUCUGGGUGCUAAAGCAGUUCAUAAUCUAACUAUAGACUAUGUCGGGAUAUGGAAUGAGAGACCUUAUGAUAUCACUUAUAUUCUGACAUUGCGAGCAGCUCUAGAUGAGAAUGGUUUAAAUCAUGUUCAGAUAGUCGCUGCUGAUGGUGACAUGCAGAUUACUCCUGAUAUCCUUACACAUCCGGAUUUGAGCAAAGCCGUCUCAAUAAUUGGAAAACAUCAACCUCACACAGACAGUAAUAUAUACGAUCUAGAAACUGGUAAACCUCUCUGGGCUUCUGAGGAUUUCAGUCAAAAACCUGACAAUUAUGGUGGAGCUUGUUGGGCUCGGACUAUUAACCAAGAUUACGCAAAUGGAUUUAUAACUGGCCAGAUAGCAUGGUGUAUUAUUAACAGUAUGUAUGAUGGUCUACCCUAUUACGACAAUGGUUUGAUGAGAGCAGUGGAACCGUGGAGCGGACAAUACUAUGUUGCAGCCCCAAUUUGGGCUUCAGCUCACACGACACAGUUCACCAAACCAGGAUGGUUAUAUCUAAAACAUGGAUCUGGUGUAGGAAAUUUCUCACAAGGUGGUAGUUAUGUUACUUUUAUUAGCCCAGACAGAAACGAUUUUACCAUUGUCAUCGAAACAGGGACAUUUAAUCAUUCUCACUGUCGUAAAGUUAUUCCACCGUUUAAAGUUCAACCACAAGAUGUUACCUUUAAGUUGGCAGGAUCAUUGGGUAAUUUAUCAAGUCUAAAUGCAUGGUAUACAAAGCUGACAUUUGAUGGAAGCGACUCGACAAUAUUUCAACAAAGAUCCAUACAGGUUGUAAACAAUGUAAUUAGUUUAAAGUUAGAUGUUGAUGAAAUCUGGACAUUAACUACAAUCACAACAGGCUGUAAAGGUCAACAUCCUAUACCUCCACCUUCUAAACCGUUUCCUUUGCCGUAUUUUGAUAACUUCGAUGUAUAUCCCAUAUAUUCAGAAGCGUAUAAUUUAGUACAACAGUCGGGGAUUUAUGAAGUUACUGAAGUUGACGGUGAACACAAAAUGGUGAUACGUCAAAUGUCUCUCGAGAAACCUGUGGCUUGGCAACAAUCAGAUUUAUUAGGUCCAACUAUUGAUAUCAUUGGAAACUACAAUUGGUACGUUACUACUUUGAUAAAUGCUCCUAUAAAUGGAACGUCUGGAUUGUUUGUAGCUUCUAGAGUUCUGAGUCGAGGUUUGGACACUAAACCAAACAGUGGAGUUUAUUUCUUUAUAUUUCCUUCUAACCAGACUUAUAUCGUUUCUGGAAACGCAGGC